AUGUUAAAAUUUAAAAAUAUAUACAAGUUAUUAAUAUAGGUUAAGCAAGUUCCAAAUCCUAAUUUUCUAAAAUUCAUUCCAAUUGGAAAAUAGAGCAAAAGAUGCUUAAUGUUCACCACUUGCUUAAAACCUAUUUAACAUAACGGGGUGACCAGAGAAUUCUAUGGUAUGGAUUAUAUAUCAAUAUCAAAAAAAAAUGAAAGUAAAUGGGAUGAUUUGAGAUCAAGAAUUUUUGAAUAGAUUUUCGAUUAAUAUGAAUCUAAUCAAGAAGGUUCAGAGAAACAAUUCCUUUUUGAGGGAUUCAAACAAAACAAAGACUCAGUUAUUUAAGAUGAUGACAGUAAACCUAUUUAAUUGAUUAAAGAUAUAUUAAAUCAUAGAAUUAGACCUGAUUUUUAAGAGAUUGGAGGAGACAUAGUAUUUCGAGAAUUUGAUGAAUUGAAUGGAAUCUUAUACUUGUAUAAGAAAGGAUCCUGUGUAGAAUGUCCUGCCACAGCAACUACAUUAAAAAAUAGAUUCGAAAAGAUGCUUUGUCAAAAUGUUGAUUAAGUUAAAUAAGUUAUUGCUGAAGAUUAUGUAGGAUAUGAUUGA
Messenger RNA from Paramecium tetraurelia, 591 nucleotides. RefSeq lists its product as uncharacterized. Gene Ontology annotation, cellular component: mitochondrion. NCBI's taxonomy places the organism in Eukaryota, Ciliophora, Oligohymenophorea, Peniculida, Parameciidae. The transcript is spliced from 3 exons. Gene Ontology annotation, molecular function: iron ion binding; iron-sulfur cluster binding. The record is from RefSeq and is a predicted model, not a curated record. Gene Ontology annotation, biological process: iron-sulfur cluster assembly.